AUCCCGAAGUCCUCUGGUGAAAGUACACACCGCACAAAACGAUGGUUCUUGCGGACUUCUUGAUCGCCUCGGCCACCGUACUAGGCUUCAUCUCGCUCUUCAAGAACGUACUCACCUUCGCCCGAUGGCUGUACGCCGCGUUCCUGAGGAAGCCGAAGGACUUGCGCGACUACGGCUCGUGGGCCAUUGUCACCGGCGCCACCGACGGCAUCGGGAAAGCACUGGUGUUCGAGCUCGCCUCCAAGGGCCUCAACCUCGUGCUCGUCGGUCGGAACCCCAGCAAACUCGAGGCCACCUCGAGGGAGCUGGGAUAGAUUCGGAGCAACCACCGAGGUCCAUUACAUAGUUAGCACUUCAUAUGCCAUUUACAUAAAAAUUCCCGAGCGAUCGUCAAGACAGUGGUCGCCGAUCUCGCGAAGCUGAGCGGAGAGGAGAUAGCGGCGGCCAUUGCAGGAGCGACGGAAGGGAUCGACGUCGGGUUGCUGGUCAACAACGCGGGGAUGGCUUCUCUCCCGAAAUACUUUCACGAGGUGGAUCGAGAGUUGACGGAGAGCACGUUGAGAGUGAACGUCAACGCAGCGGUGUGGGCGACGAAGGGAGUGAUCGAUGGAAUGUUGAAGAGGAAGAGAGGAGCGAUCUUGAACAUGGGAUCUGGUUCCGCCGUGUAUGUCUCUUCGUAUCCUCUUUGGACCUUGUAUGCCUCCACCAAAGCUUUUCUGGCAACAUUCUCAAAAAGCAUCAGUCUGGAGUAUGAGGGACAAUGGAUUGAUAUUCAAUGUCAGGCUCCUCUUUUCAUUGCCACCAAAAUGACCAGGAUGAAGAGACGGUAUCUCUUCAUACCUUCGGCGGAGACAUUCAGCAGAGCUAGCGUGCGGUGGAUCGGGUACGACCGGGUGUGCAACCCCUAUUGGUCGCACUCGGUUCAGGCGUUCGUGGCACGCACGCUGGACACAAUCACCGUUUGGGGUCUCGAAUGUUACACGAAAUGGGUGAGAGAUCAAGAAAGAUCGCGUCGUUAGGUCAUCGAACAUGGUAAUCGCAUUUUCAGACGCACCCCGACGUAAUUGCAACUUGUGUGCAUGACUUGGAUAUGAAAGCUUGGAGUGGUCGAGCCUUGAAUAUGGCAUGUGAUAUGAAGACUUUCUAUUUUUCAUUCGGUAUGCAUAAGUUUUCAUUUAUACUCUGUGUUUCCGAGUCUUUCAACAAAGUUCGUGCUUCUACUUUGGACCCUCUUAAGCACGAUUCACUUUUUACAUUCAAAUGCUUACGCGGUGGUGCCCACAAGAUCAUUAAA
Messenger RNA from Eucalyptus grandis, 1294 nucleotides. RefSeq names its product very-long-chain 3-oxoacyl-CoA reductase 1. The record is from RefSeq and is a predicted model, not a curated record. Gene Ontology annotation, cellular component: endoplasmic reticulum. Lineage: Eukaryota; Viridiplantae; Streptophyta; Magnoliopsida; Myrtales; Myrtaceae. Gene Ontology annotation, molecular function: ketoreductase activity. The transcript has 4 exons.